Molecule: messenger RNA, 2068 nt
Organism: Mollisia scopiformis
Lineage: Eukaryota; Fungi; Ascomycota; Leotiomycetes; Helotiales; Mollisiaceae
Product: FAD/NAD(P)-binding domain-containing protein
Exons: 5
Coding region: 172-1779 (535 amino acids)
Molecular function (GO): oxidoreductase activity
Source: RefSeq, a predicted model, not a curated record
CAAACAUUCCUCGAAUUAUAAUAUCGAGUUUGAGCUUGGACAGACUUUCAAACACUCUCAUACGAGCCUCUGUAAACUUCCAACGAUGAUCCUUUUCUAUUCUUUGGAUAUACUUUGUUAGUAUCUCUAUUUCCACUAAAUCUCCCGUUCCACGCACCUCAAUCAGGAAUCAUGCCGUCACAGCCAGCAACAUCCUCUAUCAGUGCCACUUCACUCGGUGACGAGAAUCAUGACUCAAAGAAGGUUGCAAUUAUCGGCAGUGGUUGCGCAGGACUUGGCGCAUUAUGGGCUUUGAAUCGCACUCACCACGAUGUAUACAUCUAUGAAGCUGCAGAUCGAUUGGGCGGCCAUACCAACACAGUCGAGUUCAAAAAGGGAAAGGCAAAGACUAUGGUAGAUACUGGCUUUAUUGUUCUCAAUACUGCCACUUAUCCCAAUUUCAUAGCUUUCCUGAAAGCUAUAAAAGUACCUACGGUUCCGACCGAGAUGACCUUUGGAGUUUCGCGAGACCAGGGAACAUUCGAAUGGGCAGGAACCUCUCUAUCUGCCGUCUUUGCACAACGGAAGAACAUCUUCUUCCCCCGACUCUGGCGGAUGAUAUUCGACAUAAUACGCUUCAACCAAUUUGCACUGGAUCUGCUGAAAGAGGAAGAGAAGAGUGAAGAAUUUACAAUGGAGAUCAAUGGCAACGGGAACGGCAAUGGAAGCCACAUCCAUCAUGCGAAGAAGCAAGAGACAAUUGGAGAAUAUCUCGAUCGAGAAGGAUACUCAGACGCAUUCCGAGACGACUAUCUAAUUCCAAUGGCCGCGGCCGUCUGGAGCACAAGUCCCGACAAAUGUUCUCUCGAGUUCCCUGCAAUUACUCUAGUCAGAUUCAUGUGGAAUCAUCAUCUUCUAAGCACUGUUGCUACGAGACCAUCAUGGCUUACCAUCCGGGACGGAGCCAAAGCCUAUGUUGAUGCCAUUAUGAAAGGUUUCCCACCGAACCACAUCUUCCUCAACACCCAUGUCGAGUCAGUGACCAAUGACGAUGACGGUCGUGUGCGAGUCCACCUCGAGAGUGGCAAGUCUGAAGUGUACGACCACGUCAUUAUUGCAACUCACGGUGACCAAGCUCAUGCUCUGGUUCUACCAGAAGCCGACCACGAAGAGAAAGAUGUCUUGUCUGGUUUCAAUACUAGCAAGAAUACUGCUAUCCUCCACUCGGAUCUGUCCCUGAUGCCGAGGUCGAGGAAAGCUUGGUCUUCAUGGAAUUAUAUCACCAAGUCUACUGGGUACUCGAACAAUGUGGAUCAAGUAUGCCUCACUUACAACAUGAACAUUCUACAACACAUCCAGCCGGAAACCUUUGGAGACGUCCUCGUGACACUGAAUCCACUCCAUGAGCCCGACCCAGCACUGGUACAAGGCCGAUAUUCAUACUCGCAUCCCCUCUACAACGCGCAGUCCAUCCGCUCGCAAAGCCUACUGCCACGGAUACAGAAUACGCGGGGUAUAAGCUACUGCGGUGCGUGGACGAAAUAUGGCUUCCAUGAAGAUGGUUUCUCUAGUGGUAUUAAAGUUGCACAAGAUCAUCUUGGUGCCCAACUACCUUUCAAAUUCAGAGAUAGCACUUUCAGCAGAGGGAAAAGACCUGUUCUCGGUCUAGCAGAUCUGCUUCUAAGAGCUUUAAUAAUGCUUAUUCAACUCUUCAUUGUUAUAAUAGAGCGGAUCUUCCGUGUUGAGAGGGGACCACGGAACGAGACACCGUUGAAGAAGGGACACAAGAAAGUGCAGUGAGAAGUACGGCAUGCAUGGUAUAUGGAGUUUUGAGCGAUUUGUUUUUCUCGGAUGAAUGACGAUUCACGACCUGUAGGUUGUUAGCGCAAAACUUUUCCAUGUCCUAAUAAGAGUCACUAUCUCAGCACAGUGAAUGUGCUCAACGAAGGUCAUUUACUAUGCCAUCUCAAAAAGUCCUCAAUCUUCACAGAUUAUGAAAUGGACGGAAUGUCUCGCUCUCGCCACCGGCAUAUUCUUCACACAAUGUCUGUCCCGGUCUAGAAAUUAUCAAGCUGUGAAAGUACGAUUU